This is a messenger RNA of Thecamonas trahens ATCC 50062, 372 nucleotides long. RefSeq lists its product as uncharacterized. NCBI's taxonomy places the organism in Eukaryota, Apusomonadida, Apusomonadidae. The record is from RefSeq and is a predicted model, not a curated record. The coding region runs from base 1 to 372 and encodes 123 amino acids. The transcript is spliced from 2 exons.
AUGGUGUUUGACUUGCGUCCUGGAUCUCAGGCCAAGUCCAAGUCUCGGGCCAAGUCCAAGGCCAAGUCCAAGGCCAAGUCCAAGGCCAAGUCCAAGGCCAAGUCCAAGGCCAAGGCCAAGACCGAUGGCGAGAUACAGACUCACUCAAAGUCGAGUGGCAAGUCUGCGCUGACACCCAUGCUAGCUGCCAGAGCUACCAAAGCCCCCGACCAGCAGACGGCGGCGGAAGAGGCAGAGUCGCUGGUCAACCUCGAAUCAGCGGACAAUGCGGCGCCCGCUGACGCCGCCGUCUCGAUCAGCAAUCUCGUGCACGUCGUUGCUGUCGUCGGUGCCAUCACUGGCACUGUCCAGAGUUGGGCCGGCGCCGACUGA